Molecule: messenger RNA, 1457 nt
Organism: Python bivittatus (Burmese python)
Lineage: Eukaryota; Metazoa; Chordata; Lepidosauria; Squamata; Pythonidae
Gene: GOLGA7B
Product: golgin A7 family member B
Biological process (GO): peptidyl-L-cysteine S-palmitoylation; protein targeting to membrane
Cellular component (GO): palmitoyltransferase complex
Source: RefSeq, a predicted model, not a curated record
GCGCCUUUUCUGGGAAAGGAGUCGUCGUCUUCACCAAAUUGCUAUCGUCGCAGCUUCAGUCUCCCGUGUGGAGGAACAGCAUUGAGCCACGUUGGUAAAACAUGGCAACUGAGGUCCACAAUCUUCAAGAACUGCGGAGGAGUGCUUCAUUGGCUACCAAGGUUUUUAUACAGCGAGACUACAGUGAUGGGACCAUCUGUCAGUUCCAGACCAAAUUCCCUCCUGAAUUGGACAGUCGGAUUGAACGGCAACUUUUUGAGGAAACAGUGAAGACCCUGAACAACUUCUAUGCGGAGGCUGAGAAAAUUGGGGGCAGCUCCUACCUGGAGGGAUGUCUGGCCUGUGCCACAGCCUAUUUCAUCUUUCUUUGCAUGGAAACCCACUAUGAGAAGGUUCUGAAGAAGAUCUCCAAGUAUAUCCAGGAGCAGAAUGAGAAAAUCUAUGCCCCACGAGGGCUUCUGCUGACAGACCCAGUGGAGCGGGGCAUGAGAGUUAUUGAGAUUUCUAUCUAUGAGGAUCGUUGCAGCAGUUCCAGCUCAGGCAGCACCAGCAGCACCAGCAGCAGUGCUGGGGGAGGCGGGGGAGCAGGAGGCCGGUGACUGGCACAAAGUCCCGGUAGGGACUUGUACUGCCGGGACGAUGGAGUCUCUGAGAUUCGCAGGCUGCGCUAUCAGAGCACCCGUUUCUGAGCUCCUCCAGGGGGUCAGGAUGCCAGCAAGGAGUAUCACGACACCCCUGGGAUUUACAAUGGCUGGUGAGGGAAGUCAUUCCCAGGGGAUUCCUGACCUUGACUUGAGUGGCUGUUACCCCUGAAGGAGCUCCCUAUGGGCAAGUCCUUGAUAUCCUGAAAUACUGGCACUUCCUGUGAGUUCCUGCAGACAUGAUGGCCCCUGAUUUUCCCAGAUAGAUCAUUACUGAAGUUUUGUCCUCCCAAACCCCACCCAGACUGGCUACAGCUGCUAGCUGAAGGUCAAAUGAUCAGCAAGAUAGCAACCCAGCAGAGUGAGCUGGGAUGGGGUGGGCCGAAGGAACAGGAGUGUUUUUAAACUAUGUUAUAAUCCUUUCAGUGAGUGUUUCUGCCUUGUUCCUUAACAGGCUACCUUAGCUCUUGUCUUUGGGUGCUAUGUAUAUUCCUUUCCUGAACUUCAGGCAUGCUAUAUGCUUUGAAUAUUCAGUGUCCACAAUGCUUCCACUUCAGUUGCCUGCAUCCUCUCCUAUACCUCUAGUGCUGGUACUUCCAAAACAUGUCUCUUCACAGAUGCUAGGAUGGCUUCUGUUCUUGGAAACCAUAGAACAUGCCUUAUGCUCUAUUUCUUUCAGGGCACUAGAAAAGAAUAUAGCGCCACAGAAUGGAGCUGCUACUUGGUCUCUUCCUCUGGGACGGUAGCGUGAAUACUACUGGAGACUAUAACUUCUUCCAAAUUUGGAAGACUGCACCUCAUUGACUCUGGCCAACU